AUGUACAGGCGCGUUUUUCUCGUUGAGAUACUUUUCUCUCCUGCUUUUCGCUAUUUUUUGUUUGUUUCCAUACCUCCAGCGCUGGGCAGCAUGAGUUUUCUUCAAUCUUUCAUGAUACGGUUGCGUUUGCAGCGCCGGCGUCAUAAGCAGCUAUUCUUGUUAAUAUCUGUCACCAUAGCAGCAAUCAUCCUUUUUGUUUUGUGGUCUUCCAAAGAUGCAUUGGACACGUCUGUUUCUAGCACAUCUUGCAAAUACGUCCCAGGCUUCAUUUGCAGUUUAUUCUUCAUCUUCGAGGAUCCCAAGCCUGCUGACAUAUCUGGUUCUCCUAAGAAGUUGUCUCCAGGUCCUUCCGGUACCGGUUCCUUGGGCCAUGAUGCCUUGAUCCAACCGAAAAUGGACCACAUCAACUCGUUCUACAAAGGUGAAAACGCCCAGAAGUUGGUUCUGGCUCACAAAUUUUAUGCUGAAGUCUUGAAAGACAUUGUGGAAGCCAAGCCCGAUUGUGCGCCUUUGGAGGAUUACAAGAAUGGGCGCUGUAAUGCCGAACGGUUUGAAACUAGCGACGAAAAGCCAAUGUACUCCGAAAAAUACCUCUCUCAGUUUUUGCAAUUGAACAAGACGCAGCUCGAUGCUAUGAUGAAAUCGCAUAAGUACAUUCUUGGUAAGCUUCCGAAUGAAGCACCAAAGGGACUUUAUGAGGGUGAUGGUAUUGUGUAUGUUGGAGGCGGGAAAUUCAAUUGGUUGUCGUUGCUCUCUGUUCGUGCCUUGAGAGCUCAGGGCUGUCAAUUACCAGUCGAAAUCUUGGUACCUACGCUUGAGGAGUACGAACUCGAAUUGUGUUCACGUAUCUUCCCAGCUAUGAACGCCAAGUGUAUUUAUUUGCCUACAGCGCUAUUCGGUAAUAACCAAGAAAUGGCUAAAUCUUUGACAUUCAAGGGAUACCAAUACAAAUCGUUGGCGAUUUUAUUAUCCAGCUUUGAAAACGUCUUGUUAAUGGAUAGCGACAACGUUCCAGCGUAUUCUCCGGAGCAUCUCUUCAAGUCUGAGCCAUUUACAAAAACUGGGUUGGUUGUUUGGCCUGAUUUCUGGCAGCGCUCAACUUCUCCUGACUAUUAUAAAAUUGCCGGCUCUGAAGUGAGCAAGACAGAAUUGCUUGAUAAGUACUCCGAGCGCUUUGGUGGCUACCUUGAACAAGAAGCCGUGGAGCCACUUGAUUGGUUAAAUUGUCCAUACCACGAGCGUGUUGGUGCUAUUCCUAAUCCUUCUUCCGAGUCUGGUCAAUUGAUGAUUUCCAAGAAAAGUCACAUGAAGGCCAUUCUUUUAGCAUUCUACUACAACCUGUAUGGACCAGGUUUCUACUAUCCGCUCUUCUCGCAAGGUGCUCAGGGUGAAGGUGACAAGGAAACAUUUUUGGCUGCUACUAUCGUUACGAAGGGCAAGUACUAUCAAGUGGGAAAGUUUUUGGCUGCAUUAGGUAAUGUCAGAAAUAAUGAGUUUAACGGUAAUGCAAUGGGUCAAUAUGAUCCAGCGGAAGAUUUGGAGUGGAAUCGCCAGAAAAAGAAACUACUAAAGUCCAUGGGAAAGAAGGAAGCUGAAGAGGCAAUCAAGAAACUUAAACCGCCAAAGAUAAUAUUUGUCCAUGCCAAUACGCCUAAACUCGAUCCGUGGGAGCUUAAGAACGGCCACGAUACUGUGGACGAAGAGGGGAACCGGUAUAGACUUUAUGGCUGGGGUAUGAGAUCAAGUACUGGCACCGAUUUCGAAUUGAACACUUGGAACCACAUGAAGGUACUCUUGUGUGACAUGAAUUUGAACUUGGACCACUUCAAGGACAUCAACAGAAAACAACUUUGCCACGAGAUUAAUGAGCACAUUACAUUUUUGGUUUCUACGCAAGACCGUCUAGAUUAA
Clavispora lusitaniae ATCC 42720 is the source of this 1911-nucleotide messenger RNA. RefSeq names its product alpha-1,2-mannosyltransferase MNN2 (gene MNN21). Gene Ontology annotation, cellular component: Golgi apparatus. NCBI's taxonomy places the organism in Eukaryota, Fungi, Ascomycota, Pichiomycetes, Serinales, Metschnikowiaceae. The record is from RefSeq and is a predicted model, not a curated record. Gene Ontology annotation, molecular function: alpha-1,2-mannosyltransferase activity. Gene Ontology annotation, biological process: mannan biosynthetic process.